Molecule: messenger RNA, 2477 nt
Organism: Pogona vitticeps (central bearded dragon)
Lineage: Eukaryota; Metazoa; Chordata; Lepidosauria; Squamata; Agamidae
Gene: CA10
Product: carbonic anhydrase 10
Biological process (GO): one-carbon metabolic process
Molecular function (GO): carbonate dehydratase activity; zinc ion binding
Source: RefSeq, a predicted model, not a curated record
GCAGCUUGAAAGGAACGGGUCCCCUGAGCGGACGCCUGUGCGAAAAGAGGCGACGCGAGGCCAGGCAGGCAGGCAGGCAAGCAAGCAAGCGGGCGGGCUCAUCCUGAGAAGCAUCCUGAGGAGACCAUUGCCGCAAAGCGGAGCGGAGGCCGCCGGGCGCUUUUGCUCGUCCGCGCGCUCUUGUGGCGCCUCCGCCACUGCUGAGGGCGACUGGACAGGGCGACCCGCGCCGCCGGCGCCUCUGAGGCAAAGGGAGAGGCCGGAGCUUUUGGGGAGGAAGGAGCGGGCAGAGGAGGAAGAUGCUGGGAUGGUGAUCGCGUUGCCGGCGCCCCAGUGAGACGUGCAGAGUUUGGGGACAACUUGCAGUUUGGGUUCCCCCCCCCCCGGCAUCGAGACUUUCUGGAGAAAGGGGAUCGGUUGGUCUGCCGUGGUCGCGAUUAUAUCUGGGGCUCUUUGUCUAUGUCUUGUUGGGAGAUCUGGUGGAUUUUUCUCGCUCUCCUGGAGGAAGAAGCCGGUGCUGGCGGUUGGCUCCUUGGUCUUUGCUGGAGGGCAAGGGAAGAGAAGGGAUCUCGUUUGAGUUGCUGCGUGGAGGGAGAGCUUGGACAUGUGUCAGCACAUCUGGGGAAUACAGGCUGCAAGUCCGGAAGGAGAUUUCCUGGGAUUCGCAUUGAAACUGCGAUAUUGAUCUUUGUUGGUUUUUUUCGUCGAGGGAUGCACUUGGCAUGAGAAUCAGAGGAUGGAAAUUGUUUGGGAGGUGCUUUUUCUUCUGCAAGCCAAUUUCAUCGUCUGCAUUUCAGCUCAACAGAAUUCACCAAAAAUCCAUGAAGGCUGGUGGGCUUACAAAGAAGUGGUCCAGGGAAGUUUUGUGCCAGUUCCUUCCUUUUGGGGCUUGGUGAAUUCAGCCUGGAAUCUUUGCUCUGUUGGAAAACGGCAGUCCCCGGUCAAUAUAGAAACUAGUCAUAUGAUAUUCGACCCCUUCCUCACACCUCUUCGCAUAAACACUGGAGGCAGAAAGGUCAGUGGGACAAUGUACAAUACAGGGAGGCAUGUUUCUCUACGACUGGACAAAGAACAUCUGGUCAACAUCUCUGGAGGACCCAUGACAUAUAGCCACCGCUUGGAAGAGAUCCGGUUACACUUUGGCAGCGAAGACAGCCAGGGAUCGGAACACCUACUGAAUGGACAAGCUUUCUCUGGGGAGGUUCAACUAAUCCACUAUAACCAUGAAUUAUAUACAAAUGUUACAGAAGCUGCAAAAAGUCCCAAUGGCUUGGUGGUAGUUUCUAUAUUUAUGAAAGUAUCUGAAUCAUCAAAUGCAUUUCUAAAUCGUAUGCUUAACAGGGACACCAUAACAAGAAUAACGUAUAAAAAUGAUGCAUACUUACUGCAGGGACUUAAUAUCGAGGAACUUUAUCCCGAAACCUCUAGCUUCAUUACAUAUGAUGGGUCGAUGACAAUUCCGCCCUGCUAUGAAACAGCAAGUUGGAUCCUAAUGAACAAACCCGUCUACAUAACAAGGAUGCAGAUGCAUUCCUUACGGUUGCUCAGCCAGAAUCAGCCUUCACAAAUUUUUCUGAGUAUGAGUGACAACUUUAGACCAGUCCAGCCUCUCAACAACCGGUGUAUCCGAACAAACAUCAACUUUAGUUUACAGGGGAAAGAUUGCCCAAACAACAGAGCACAGAAACUACAGUAUAGAGUAAAUGAAUGGCUCCUCAAGUGAUGAACGGACAAGCAGGAAGAACUCAUAACCUCAGUGGAAUGCUACUACUGUGAAUUGACGUGAUCCAGAAUGCCCCAGCCUCAUUCAGUCUUCAGUCUUUGUACUUCAUAGAUGGCCCCCAUGCAGCUGUGCUCCAACAACAACAGCUGAAGGAUGCCAAGUUGGGACUUGAGCUAAUUGAAAUUUAUUCAUACAGUCGGUCAUAACAAACAAAAAGACAGUAUCUACCGUUAACAUGAUUAUACAAUUUUGAUACAGUUUUCCUGAAAUUACUAAAGAUCACAAAGAAAAGACUUUUCAGACUUUGUACAUAUGAAAUUCCUCCUCUCUCUCUCCAUUCUCCCUUCUUCCCGCUUCCAUCAUUCCCUUGCCCCAUUACAAAGAAAUGGUGGUUCACUACCGCAUCCAAGUGGAUUUGUGUCCUGUGUGCCAAGUAAUCCUUGGGAAGCUCUCAUUAUAUCACUCUCAUUACUGGUUACUGGCAAAGCAGAACUAGAAGAUUGUAAGGGAACUUACUUCUGGAUCAUGAUCCUUCUGUUUAUUUAAUAAUGGACAGAAACUGAGAUAGGUAUUGUAAAUAGAUCACUGAAGAAUAUAAAGGAAAUUGAAAUAUUUUCCCCUCAUCACAUAUCUGUAGUAGGAACUGCCAAGACUGGAAAUAAACCCAUUUUUUCUGUUUCUUGUUUUACAAAGGUCAUACAUUGUGUUUGGUUACUGUUAACAAUUCAAUAAAUGUGUUUAACAAAUUAAUUUA